Pocillopora meandrina is the source of this 6627-nucleotide messenger RNA. The record is from the annotation of a GenBank genome assembly. NCBI's taxonomy places the organism in Eukaryota, Metazoa, Cnidaria, Anthozoa, Scleractinia, Pocilloporidae.
GAAGGUCAUCGGAGCUAGUUCAACAUGGCGGCUGAGUUUAUAAGUCUGGAGAGUUGCUUGGAAAAACAUCUUCCACCGAAGGAGCUAGAAGAAGUGAAGAGAAUUUUAUAUGGAAAGCCAGUUAGGUAAGUUGUAUAUUUCAGUCGAGAUCACUUUACCAGUGAAGCUUUUUUAGUGUCUUUGUCUGGAAGUAGUCGCGUGGAAGUCGAACGCACUCUAGAAGACUGUAGGACAGCGGUCAAUCCAUUUGUCAGCUUGGCUGAUCGAGACGAUUGCGCCCGACAGAACACAUUCAGCAAUACUUUGGAACAAUUUUCCUGGACAAUUGGCGAUUUCAAUACUUCUACGUGCAAUCACCCCCUGCGCCCCCCGGUCCCACGGUGCGUACACCUCGCGACGUUCCAAAACAUAGAUGUUACAAGCCAAGAACAUUUGGACUCAUUACUCGAAGCUGACAGGAUUUGGACGCUGAUGACAAUUUUUCAAGGGUGAAGACAAUAAAAGGUUUCAUUUUCUGAGGGCCUUGACAAAAAUCAGGAGUUCUGAUUUCUGCGUGUCUUGAGGAAGUGGGAAUGAGGAUAAAGUAACCCCUAUCAAUCCUGUGGAGUUGUCUCUUUCCAAACCGUUUAACUCCCAAAAUCUGAUUGUCAGUUAUUCCCUCUAGCUGCUACAUAUUUCCAUAUAAAUUAGUUACAAAAUUUGGUGUUGGAUCAAGAUAGCAACUUCUACCUGAUAAGUUUGAGUGGUCUCAUUACAGUUUUGCUUGAUAAUAUAUAGUUAUUGUAGGGAGAAGUUACACGUUAAGCACCUCUGGGAGUUAAAGGGUUAAACAGUCCUGCACAUAUGCCAAGUGACUGAAAGCAAAUGUGGCCUUUUUUUGGUUUCUGUAGCAUGAAGCUACAGUGGCCUUUUUUAUUUCUGUAGCAUGAAGCUAUUAGGAGUUUUGCUGCCUCCCUUCCUUAUUAGCUGGAAUGCUAGUUCUAGCAUUUCAUCAGGGUCACCUAUUGGGUUAUUAUAACCUUGACCAACAUGACCCCAGCUAGAGUUGAAAAAUCAACCUUUCAAUCCCAACUCCAGCACUCCAACAAUUUUCUUAAUCCUCUAACCCCUAAGAGUGACUGGCAACUAAUUUCUCCUUACCACAUCACCCCUGAAUCUAACAUAAAGGUCAGGAGAAUAAAGGAACUGAUCACUUAUGAAUUAAGCUCUUGAUUGUUAAACAAAUUCUCUUUGUCAUCACCAUAGGAAACUUUAUAGAACUGUACAGAGAAUAUGAAUACUGAUGCUAGGAUGUAAAGAGUUGACCAUUUCAUCUCCUCCAGGACAAGACUUAGUUAAAAAUCUAUUAUCUAAUUAUUAAUUGUUUUUAAUAUAUAGAUUUUAAUUUUUUUUUGAACAGUAAAUUAGAGCUACCUGAGGGGGCAUUAAAAAUGGCUGCACAUGGAAACUUUGAACUGGCAGGAUACAAGUUUGAUGUCCAAGAGGAGCAAAUGCGCAGACCUCGAAUAGUUAGAAUAGGGGCUGUACAGAACAAAAUAGUGCUGCCUACAUCUGCACCACUGGCAAGUCAGGUAAGGAGCUUGUCGAUCAUUUCCUCUAUUCUUGUGACCUCAAUGUGUGAUUCAGGGGUGAUAUUGUAAGGAGAAAUUAGAUACUGGUCACUCUUGGAAGCCAAAGGGUUAAUGUCUUCUAAAAUCACUCCUCAUCAACUCAAUAAAACCACAGUUGUUCCAUGGAUAAUAAUAAUUAUUGUAGUUACAAGUGUUAGAUUAGGUGUUGUUUCCCUAAAAGAAAGUUACCUCACCUCUGGUGAUUGUGCUGUUUUCAAACUAUUUUUAUUGUGGUAUUUACAAUUUAUUGUUCUUUUGUUGUGUAGCUGUCAGCUCUCCAUGGAAGAAUAAAAGAAAUUACUGAGGCUGCAGCCAUGUGUGGAGUCAACAUCAUCUGUUUUCAAGAAUGUUGGAGUAAGUUAUAUUAGAACUAAGGGUGGGAUAUAUCUGAUUGUGUCCUUACAAACCUCUUGUAAAUCUACAUAUAAAGAGAAUGAUGAUUGACAUAAGUACAAGGGCUGGAGAUAGAGAGAGACAUCGAAGUGUAAGGGUACAAGAAAUACAGUACCUAUUAGUAAUCGUCACCUGCCUUAACGUGACUUGUUUAGGUUGUUAUAGGCUCUGUGCAGUAAGGGAACUGGAGAUUGACAAUAUAGUUUGUGUUGUAUCAUUUGUCAGGUACAAGCAACUCCAAAUAGGCACCUACUUGGUGGUAGAAGACUUUUAAUGAUAGAGAAUAAAUAAAAUCUUUAAAUUUUUCCUUAAGUAGUUCUGCAUCUUGUAUUCCUUUUACAUUUAAUGGCAAUUAUUAGAUUGCUUCUGGUAGCUGUGAGCAUUGAAAUUUCAUAUUUCAAGUUUGGCUCUUUUUAGGUUUAGAAUAUUAGUUUUUCUCUGAUAAUACAUCCUCCAAUUUGUUUUUAUCAGCCAUGCCAUUUGCUUUUUGCACCCGUGAAAAGCACCCAUGGACAGAAUUUGCUGAGUCAGCAGAUGAUGGGCCAACUAUUAAACUCUGCCAAGAGGUAUGUUAGGGUACUGCUUCAGGCUUUUGGUCAGCCAGGAGGACCAAGAAAGGUAUCUUGGUUAUUAGAAACAGUACAGCUUUCUGGUAGCUAGGUAGUAAGUAAAUGUAUUUGCUUGUAAAGUGCUUGCUACCUGCUGAUAACCAGUGCAUAAAUGUCAUUGCACUCUCAACAUGUGAGUAUUUCUCUUUAAAUUUGUUCAAAUUGGUUGACUCCAAGGAAAAAUGAAGCAACAUAAAUUGGAAUACACCUCAAAAUACAAUUGCAACAGUCUAGAAUUCCAAAAUUUACCAGCAGAGUUUGGACUUCCUUGGAAGCAGGAGGCUCUCCAGCCCUUGAAAACUACCUGCCUGUUAUUCAAAACUACCUAUUUCUACCCCCUGGAAACAAUGAUGAUUGAUAUUUUCUGGAUAGUCAUUAACUAAAAUACCAGUUAUUAGUUUCACUUGCCUCUCAUGGCUUCAAUUUCCUCUUAAUUCUUUCCCUUAUUUGUUUUACCAGCUUGCCAAACAGCACAACAUGGUCAUAGUGUCUCCAAUUUUGGAAAGAGACAGUGUACAUCAGGACAAAAUAUUCAAUACAACAGGUACUUAAACAUUUCUAAAUUGGUAUUGCUGUGAUCUUAUUGUGUUUAUUGAUUUUUAAGAGUGCAAUAAUUUUAUCAACUUUUACAUGUUAGUUUAAUCAACCAUCUCUACAUAACUGUUAAUGACUAUGAUAUAACAGUGCAAUUAUUGCAGUGUUUGUUUGGGCAACUGUCGCACAAAUCUAGUUAUAUUGUGAACCAACUUUGGUUCAUGUAUAGUUGAUGGCAAUGCUUGACAAUAAAAUGAAAUUUCAUGAAAAAUUAAUUAUUUUUUAAACUUUUAUAACUAAUUCAUCUGUCAAAGUGAUCUAGUCCAGCAAUUUUAUUUCCUUAAAGUCAAUUUGUUGCGAGACAUUGUUUGAUCCAAACAAAAUCUUCCAUUUUUCAGUGAUAAUUUCCAACAAUGGCUCUGUCCUUGGGAAAACAAGGAAAAAUCACAUUCCUAGAAUUGGAGAUUUUAAUGAGGUACAAGAAUUUUCAUUAUUACUAUUUGUAUGGUUAAAUAAUUUCAAACUAGUUAAACAGGGUUCUACAUGAAAUCCUCCCAGAUCCAUUAAUAUCCCGAGGGAAAGCUCUGUAGUCUCAUAAAUUUACAUGAAUUAAACAAGUAAGCUCUAAAACUUUGGCAUUUGUCAUUUCUUUUGUAAUUUGUAAAUAGUCAACCUACUACAUGGAAGGAGAUACAGGACACCCAGUGUUCCAGACACAGUUUGGUGAGGUUCACUUUUAUCAAUUUGAUCAAAUGAUUUAUGUUUAUGGAUGGUAUUGGAUCUCUCAAAAAAUAAUGUUUCUUUUUAAUCUUAAUCAAACUUGAAGGGUCUUUAAGAGUUUUUUUUUUUCACUCCUCUGCAGGUCGAAUUGCAGUCAAUAUUUGUUAUGGUCGUCACCACCCACUAAACUGGCUAAUGUAUGCAAUAAAUGGUGCCGAGAUCUGCUUUAAUCCUUCAGCAACUGUCGGUGCUUUAAGGUAUAUGUGUCUUUUUGAGCUCAGGUUUCAGUCUCUUUUGAUGGGGAAGGGCACUCAAGGGAAACUCCUGUGGGGUUAUCCCAUCAAGGUCUUAAAAUCCUACCCUGUCACUAGCACAUGCCCCUUUAGUCCAAGUAAGGGAGUGCCCUUUUCCCCUCCCUCUUUUCCCCCCAUUUUUUUUUUUUUUUUUUUUUUUUGCACUGUAAGCUUACAGACUAAUAUUCUUAUCUGUUUUGCAGUGAACCCAUGUGGCCAAUUGAGGCUCGCUGUGCAUCUAUAGCCAACAAUUACUUCACUGUGGCAAUUAACAGGAUUGGAACUGUAAGUACACUUACCCUGUUAGAAACAAAACUGUCCCAUUACAUUCACAUUUGCCUUUUCAUUGGAUGAAUAUCUUCAGGUUUUUAUCUCUUACAGGAGGGUAGGGAUAUAAGGCCAAGAUGUGGGACUAAGGCCCUUCCCUUUUUGUUCAGAGAAUCAGAGACUUGAGGUCUUAAAUUCUUUUGUCAGAAAGACUUGAGAGGAGACAUAGUGCUUCAGAUCCAUGUAAUAUUGCAUAGGGUACCUUACAUUUGAGAAAAUAAAAGGCUUUUUCUUUACAUUUUCUUUUCCCAUCCAUAGGAAGUCUUUGAAAAUGAAUUUACUUCAGGGGAUGGCAAACCAGGUAGCUAAAAAAAAAUAACUCAGUAAAGUGGAUAUUUUUUUCUCUUUUCCCUUUCUAACCAAUCUUCAAUUUGCAACUAGGAAUAAGAUGAUUUCGGUAAGAUAUAUGAGAGUGGAAGAAUAUUUUUAAAAAACAUUUUAAAAUGGAUGUUACUCUCAAAAGCAGGGUCUUUGCAAUACAAACCUAGCUGGUUGUAGUUAUCAAAUGUUUUACAAGAAUCUGAAAGGGCAUGGCUAUAUUUAUGGGGUUAAGUGAUGAACGGAGUACAAUAAUAAUGAACUUUGACAAUAACAAUUAGUUAUGUAAAUUUGCCAUUUAUUUCCUUAGCUCACAAGGACUUUGGUCACUUUUAUGGUAAGUUUUCCACUUGCUGAUAUUUAAUUGAUUUUUAUGAUUAAAUUAGGUGAUAAUGAACCAUGUCUGACCAUAAUAUUUAACUUUUAAUUGUUAGGUUCCUCUUAUGUUGCUGCUCCAGAUGGCAGUCGUACCCCAGUGAGCUAUAUUGAUUUCUAUUUUUUUAUUAUUAGUCUUCAAUAGAAUACACAAAAUGAAAGAUAGACACAGGUAGUGAUAUAUAUAUAUAUUUAUAGUCUUCUCAGAAUGUAAGCAGCCAGUUUUUUACCUUGUUUGAAGAUCAAUCUCAGUCUUGCUCAUUGCACAAUGCUCAUUGGAUGGUUUGGUCCAAGAUUAUCCAAGGGUCAGCAAUAUCAUGGACUGAAAGACGAUUUUUGUGACAGAUUACACCUUUUUAUUAUAAUAAGUAUUGUUUUUCUUGCACAGGGUUUAUCCAGAGUUAAAGAUGGCCUCCUUGUGACUGAGGUAGACUUAAACCAUUGCAGACAAGUUAAGGACCGCUGGUGUUUUCAGGUGUGUAAGGUGGAAGGUUUCUUGCUAUUUGUAGGAACUAAAAUCACUGUGGGUCUGCUACAGACUUCAGGUUAAGUCCUGGAGGACAACUUACCAUGGUAUGCUAUUACAUCAUUGUUAAACCCACUCCCUCCCCCCAGAAUUUUGUUAAGUGUCCCUGGCAGUUUGUUUGGUACCAUUGUAUACUGCUGAGAGGAGAUGGGGCAGUGAGGGUGAAGCAUCUUCCCUAAAAACACAACACUAUGACCAGGCCAUGGUCUGAACCUGAACUUAUUGAUCCAUAGUCCAGUGCCUCAACCACUAGGUCACCACUUUUCCUUUGCAUCUCACUUUACACUCUGAAAGAUGUCAUGCAACUCCCCUCUCCAGAUCAUUGCCAGACAUCCAAAAAAAUCUGCUGUGAAACAGACUUCUUUAGAUAUCACUAAAAUUUAUUCUCUUCAUUUCCUAGAUGACUCAGAGGUUGGAAAUGUAUGCAGAAUCAUUGACUCAAGCUGUGAAACCUGGUUACAAGCCACAGAUAGUCCAUGACGAAGCUUAGAGCAAUAUACAUUGAAUUUGCAGAUUGUGGAUAUGUUCUGUGUUGAAGUCGAAAAAAUUAUCCUGUCUUGACAAAAUGCACCAAUUAAGUGUUACAUUUUUUAAAACAUCUACUGACACAAAGAACUCACACAAAAGAAAAAAACCCUUUUUUUUUUAGUUUUGUGUUUGUUGUGAUUCUGAGAAUGCAAAGAAAAAAUUAACUCUUGUAUGAGGAUCUAUGGUAUAUAAGGAGAAGAGACACUAUUUUUGACCAUCAUGAGGAAGUGAUGGGUAGUUUCCAGUCAGAUGAUAAGACAGCAUAAUUAAAACUGAUUAAAAUUUUGUAGUUCAAUUAUAAUCUCACUUGUUCCUUUGUCUGCGCGCAGGGUGUGCAUGUCCUUGUAUUGUCAAUAAAAGGUUCUUGUUGGCUUUGCUAUAGAUACAGAGUUUUU